Lolium rigidum is the source of this 2021-nucleotide messenger RNA. RefSeq names its product F-box/kelch-repeat protein At1g55270-like. The coding region runs from base 99 to 1373 and encodes 424 amino acids. The transcript is spliced from 2 exons. Gene Ontology annotation, molecular function: protein binding. The record is from RefSeq and is a predicted model, not a curated record. NCBI's taxonomy places the organism in Eukaryota, Viridiplantae, Streptophyta, Magnoliopsida, Poales, Poaceae.
GGGCGCCGCUGCCGUGGUCGACAACGGGCUCGCGCUCCCGGACAGAGAAGUUCGCCCGCCGGUAGGGGCUCGGCCGCCCGCUCUCAGGCAUCGCCCCCAUGACAACUCCCAUUCCCAGCAAGGCAGAGUCUGUGUCCUGCUACUGCAGGGUAGAUGGAGGCCUUAAAACUGUUGUCAAUGCUAGAAAGUUUGUCCCUGGUGCUAGGCUGUGCAUGCAACCUGACGUCAAACUGAACAAGCGCAAGUCAAGGAGCUCACGCAAGGAGAGGUCCCGAACUCAGGCGCCACUUCUUCCUGGUCUUCCUGAUGACCUGGCUAUUUCAUGUCUCAUGCGAGUUCCUCGAUCCGAGCACCCUAAUCUUCGUCUAGUCAGUAGACGGUUGAGCCGACUUUUGUCCGGGAAUUAUUAUUACUCACUGCGCAAGAAAUUUGGUAUGGCAGAAGAAUGGGUUUAUGUUUUCAGAAGGGAUUGUGAUCAUAAGAUAUCAUGGCAUGCCUUUGAUCCGGUGCAACGGCUCUGGAAGCCACUUCCUCCUGUUCCACCAGAGUAUUCAGAAGCCGUGGGCUUUGGUUGUGCUGUUCUCAGUGGCUGCUAUUUGUACUUAUUUGGUGGCAAAGACCCAGUACGAGGAUCUAUGAGGCGCGUCGUGUUUUACAAUACUCGGACAAACAAAUGGCACCGAGCUCCAGAUAUGCUACGGAAGCGCCACUUCUUUGGCUCUUGUGUCAUAAACAACUGCCUCUAUGUUGCUGGCGGGGAGUGUGAAGGGAUACAAAGAACUUUAAGAUCUGCUGAGGUUUACAAUCCUAACAGGAAUAGAUGGUCUUGCAUUACUGAAAUGAGCACAGGGAUGGUGCCUUUCAUUGGAGUUGUACAUGAUGGAAAGUGGUUUCUAAAAGGGCUUGAUUCCCAUCGCCAGGUUGUGAGCGAGGUCUAUCUGCCAACAACCAACAUGUGGUCAACCAUUGGUAAUGAAAUGGUUGCAGGUUGGCGGAAUCCAAGCAUUUCUCUUAAUGGCCGUCUUUAUUCAGCGGAUUGUCGGGAUGGCUGCAAGCUAAGAGUUUAUGAUGCGGACACAGGAUUGUGGACGAGAUUCAUGGACAGUAGGCGCCAUCUGCGCAGCUCACGAGCUUUUGAAGCUGUGGCUUUGAUCUCACUGAAUGGAAAGCUCUGCAUUGUCCGUAAUAACAUGAGCAUCACCCUUGUCGAUGUCUCUGACCCAACAACAGUUAUUGAGAUUGACAGUGCCCGCAUGUGGGAAAUUUUUGCUCGGAAGGGCCAAUACAGGUCUUUCAUGGCGAACUUGUGGUCGACAAUUGCAGGUCGUAGUUUGAAGACCCACAUUAUCCAUUGUCAAGUGCUCCAGGUUUGAGUAUUUCUGUGUGUUAAGUGGAAGCAUGUUCAGAUGUAUUUAUUUUUGUCGGCAUAGAUACUCUGAUUUUGGAAGGAUGUUCAAAUACGAGUGCUAGUAAGACAGUACCCAGCAUUGCACGAAAGAGAUGACAUGCUGCCAGAAUGAAAAUCAGCCAAUACAGGUCUUCCAUGGCAAACUUAUGGUCGACAAUUGCAGGUCGUAGUUUGAAGACCCACAUUAUCCAUUGUCAGGUGCUCCAAGUUCGAGUAUUUCUGUCUGUUAAGUGGAAGCAGGCUCAGAUGUAUCUAUUUUUGGUGGCAAAGAUACUCCGAUUUUGAAAGAACCCCUCAAUUAGAUGUUCAAAUAUGAGUGCCAGUAAGACAGUACCCAUCAUUUGCAGGAAAGAGAUGGCAUGCUGCCAGAAUGAAUAUCUGUUGAAUCUGUUAGUACAAAUUCUCUGAGAUAUUGAGCAAGUUGCAUGAUAUUUAUCAAAGAGGAGACCAGAGCCUUGGUUGUCUAUGAAAGUGAGGGUGGUUUGUGAGCGGAAGAUGAACCUUCCAUAACAUCAAUGGUGUAUAAUUUGUCUUUUUAUAUUGCAUUACAACAAUAUUAUGAAUUAAAGUUUCGUCUAUGAAUUCGGCGAUAGCUUUUAUGUGGCUUUAUCUA